AUGGGUGUUCCAAUCCGUGAUGAAUUGGCUAUGAGAAACGAUGAGGGUUCGACUUCGAUUCUCAAAGAUGAGAUAGCAAAUCAUCGAGAUAACCCAUUCAUGCCAGUCGAUAUAGAAGAAGCUAAAGAAUAUAUUAAUAAUAUCCCCCAUUAUAUUCUUCGCCUUUAUGGGUACCUCAUUAAUGACCAGAAAGCAGUUGUCGCCAUUACUGGUAUUAAGGUAUUUUUCGAUAUUCGUGUUCCUGAUAAUACAAGUAUUCCUAAAUUCUGGUCCAAAAUAAAGGGUAUUCUUGCUACUGGGAAAGAUGGUAAUGGGGGCACUGUGAACAUGAAUCUAAUCCGGAUGGAAUGUAUAAAGGCAUACCCUAUCCGUGGUUAUCAUGUGGAAAAAAAGCUGUAUCUCCGUAUUGUCGCACCCAAUAAAGAUGAAAGGUUCACUGCUCUCAAUAUCAUCUCAAGCUACAAUUCAAAGGUUGAUCCCGAAUGUAAAAUAGAGACAGCUUCAGAUGAUACAGGCACAUAUUAUCGUAAAGUUGCAAGAGAAUAUCAGAUACCACUUUCCGGCUGGGGAUUAAUAAGUGAUUAUAGAUAUAAUUUCAGUGCACCUUAUUAUGCGAAAUCCCAUCACUGCCCACAUGUAUUUUAUGUUCACAUUGAUAGCUUUCGCCCCAUAGACAAUUUUGAACCACUUUACAAAAUCUAUCCAUCUUCUCUCUUUACUCACGAUCGAGCAUUGGUUCUAACAUGGGACAUAGAAACAUACGAUUCACGUGGAUCAGGAAAUUUCCCAGAAGCGAAAAAUGACACGUCCCAAGUUUUUACGAUCUGCAUGACCCUACACUGGAAAGAUGACCCAAUUCCUCUAGAGAGAAUAUGUUUAGUCGAUGUAGAAACAAAACCAGACCCACGCUUGAUCACAAUCAUAUGCGGGAAUCAAGCCAAUUUAUUAAAAGCUUUUGCUUUAUGUUGGAAAUCUUUUGCCCCAGAUAUCCAGCUUGGUUUUAACGAUUCAGGAUAUGAUUGGCCUUUUAUUGUGGAAAAGGCCACCAAAUUAAAGGUUCUCGAAUGGAUGGUUCAGCGAAUGUCAGCGAAACCACGUAAGAAAGCCAAUGCUAAUUCUAUUCUUAUUUGGAAUUAUUUUGGGGGGGAAGGGGAACCAUCUAGCAGUAAUUUCUUCCAGAGGAAUUCACAAUGGGUAAAAAAGACAGAUAAGAGGUUACUAGAUAAGGAUUGUAAAAAAACAGGAUGUCGAGAAUCCAUUAAGAUCAAAAUCCAUCCUAGUUUAA
Molecule: messenger RNA, 1285 nt
Organism: Funneliformis geosporum
Lineage: Eukaryota; Fungi; Glomeromycota; Glomeromycetes; Glomerales; Glomeraceae
Source: the annotation of a GenBank genome assembly